This is a messenger RNA of Microplitis demolitor, 1465 nucleotides long. Its product is annotated as zinc finger protein 286A. The coding region runs from base 119 to 877 and encodes 252 amino acids. Gene Ontology annotation, molecular function: DNA-binding transcription factor activity; RNA polymerase II cis-regulatory region sequence-specific DNA binding. The transcript has 2 exons. Gene Ontology annotation, biological process: regulation of transcription by RNA polymerase II. The record is from RefSeq and is a predicted model, not a curated record. NCBI's taxonomy places the organism in Eukaryota, Metazoa, Arthropoda, Insecta, Hymenoptera, Braconidae.
UUGUAAACUGAUUAGCUUUACAAGUGACUCAUGAACAUGUACAUUUGCUUAAAGAUAAAUGCAAAAACAAAAGUGAUUCCGAAGUAUUAAGUUGUAGGAAGAUAAAAAAGUUGGUUUGAUGAGCGAAAAAAAAUUUUAUUGGAUGGAUAAUUUUGAUAACAAUAGUACUGAUAAAGUACAGCCAUUAAUUUAUCAAAGUGAUAAUGGAGAUAAUUUGACUAGUGAAAAUACGAUUGGAAGUAAUUUAAAAAGUACUGGAGAUAUUGAAACAAAUGAUUAUAUUAAUUAUCAAAAAUCAAAUAUCGCUAAUUAUAUAUUAAAGCAAAAUGAAUUUCUUACGGUCUCAUAUUAUAAUAAUAUUGAUGACUGGAAAACAGUUAAUGGAAAAAUCAGCCAAGAGAAAAUGAAUAAACAAGUCGAUAAUGAAAAUAAUAAUGGGAUUGAAACUUCCCAGUACCAAUGCAACGACUGUAUGAAAUCAUUUGAUUUAGCUAAGCUCCUUGAUAAACAUAUAUUUUAUCGGCACACGGGAAUAAAACGUCAUAAGUGUAGAGAGUGUGAAUAUGCAACGAAUAAUUUGUCACAUUUAAAACGACAUAUCUAUACCCAUAAUAAUCAGCUUAUAAUUCACAAGUGCUCACAUUGUGAAUUCACUUGUGAUUCGUCACGAAGCUUAAAGAAACAUAAUUAUACUCAUGCUAGUAUUCGUCCAUAUAAAUGUCUCCACUGUGAUUAUGCUAGCAUGACUUUAAAUCAUUUGACCAGACACAAACUUAUUCAUUCUGAUGUACGACCUCAUAAAUGUCCACACUGUCAUUAUGUCAGCGCACGAUCAGAUCAUUUGAAAAAACAUAUUCAACGUAUUCAUUCUAGUUAAUUAAUUUAUUAAUAUUUACUCAAAUAUUAGAUAAAAAAUAUAUGACACUAGACUAAUAAUUUUAAUUAAUUUGCUAAAAGCAUUCUCGGAUAUUAGCAACCUAAUAAUGGUUUUGAAGAAUAUUCUAAAGGUUCCAUGACAACUGAUCCCAGAAAACCGAUCACCGGCAAGUGAUCACACAAUUGAUCCCACUGACUCUUUCAUAAACUAAUUAAUUACUAUGAUAUGAGUAAUUAAAAUUCACUUUUAUAAAUAUAAAAAGUUAAAUUAUGAAAAUUAGUCGACAAAAAUCAAUUAACGAUCAAUUGUUGAUGGGAUCAGAUGUCGGUAGGAUCAAUUUGUCGGGAUCACUUGUCGUGGUAUAAAAUUGUUGGGGUCAGUUGACGGCUCACCUAUUUUAAUAGUUUUAUAGUUAAUUUAAAGUUAAUUUUAUUAUGAUCAAUUUAAUUAACAUUUAUUUAUUUUUAAAUUUGAAAAAAAUAUAAUUAUGAAGGCACAAUUGGAGCAGUUGUGCUGUAUGAUAAAAUUAUUGAGGAACAUAAUGAUGAUUAUAAUUCAAUUUGAAUAUGAAUUAAGACUUAUUUUUCA